Molecule: messenger RNA, 582 nt
Organism: Dermacentor andersoni
Lineage: Eukaryota; Metazoa; Arthropoda; Arachnida; Ixodida; Ixodidae
Source: RefSeq, a predicted model, not a curated record
AUGUUAAACUGCCUGUUCCUGAAGAUCACGUACUACGUUACACCUGCGGUUAAAACGUUCCGGACCACCGACACGGGGCGUAAUCUCAGGGACCUGGCGCUCUGCCUGGAAAAGCAGGCGGACGAGCUCCAAGAAAGCAGUGCACAGUACAGCAAAGGGCUCCACCACUUCCUGUCGGCUGCACGGACAACGGCGCGCGACGAAGCCGCAUCGGUGCUUUUGCCCGCAUUCCUCGAAGCCCUGGGUCUGGCACCGCUUUACGAGGCGUACGCCGACGCCAGGAAAGACACAGCGCCUUACGAGCCGCUCGUCCUGCCGGGACUCGAAGAGCUGUCCGAGGAGCGACUGUUCUUUUUCUCGUGGUGCUACUCCCUGUGCAGCGGAGAGCGUGCGCCGAAGGGCCACGCGGCUCUGCGAUGCAACCUGGCCGUGGCGAACCAGGCACCGUUCAUCGAUGCUUUCUCCUGCGACCCUGGACUGCCUAUGAAUCCGGCCCUCAAGUGUCCCCUGUGGUGAAGGCAACAGGACUCGACUCGAGCGAGACAUUGUGGAACACACGUGCUCGUGGCAGCACGUUGUAAA